Molecule: messenger RNA, 1733 nt
Organism: Alosa sapidissima (American shad)
Lineage: Eukaryota; Metazoa; Chordata; Actinopteri; Clupeiformes; Clupeidae
Product: ankyrin repeat domain-containing protein 60-like
Exons: 4
Coding region: 308-1321 (337 amino acids)
Molecular function (GO): protein binding
Source: RefSeq, a predicted model, not a curated record
AAGCCAGUAUUUAUGCAUUUUAAGUUUUAAACAAAUUAUAGUAUAACUUAUAGAAUCGCCAACGUAACGUUAGUUUAUUUGAACUCUUCAAGAGCUCGAAAACCCUACUGAAACAUUUUGCGCAGUGAAAACCAAAGAUUCUAGCGCGGAACUCCGCUCUAGAAUCUUUAGUGAAAACAAAUCUAUCGCCUUGGUAACCAGCUGAGCUUCAACCCAUCCAUCUUUCGUGUUUUCACAUUGCUAAUGGAAAUUACGUUGCUAAUUACUGAUUAAAUUACAGACAAGUGGCUGUAUAAAACCAAUAAAAAUGCUUGGUCAAAAUCCCAAGAAGAAUCAUGCGAUGAAAUGUAUACCUGGUUCGAGAAAAAGUCGUUUCAAACUCCACACGAAGUUCCAAGAGACCGCAGAAACUUUCACCGUUCUGAAAUGUUACCAAAAUAUGAAGCUAAGCGAACUGAAAUGCGCUUUGGAAUUGGUGGCAGGGAUUCCAAUGGACCUUCAGCGGCUCAGUUAUCUCGACGAAGGAGACUUAAUUGACCAAACAAGCAUUGGCCAGAAUGACAUUAUUCCUGGCACCACUCUCACCAUGGCGAUUUGGCCUUACAACAAUUGGCGGGAAGUUGUCCAGGCCGCUGCCUUAGGAGAUAUGUGGAAGCUGAAGAAUGUGUUGUCCAGGCAGACCGCACUGAAUGGGGUUGGAGAUGAGGGGAGCUACUGGAGGUCUCGGCACCUGUCCACAGCCCUCUACAUCUGUGCCCACCGUGGGCAUCUGUCAGCCCUGCGCUUCCUCUUACAGAGAGGAGCUGACCCUAAGUUCCAGACGCCAGGGGGCCGAGGGGUCCUUCACGUGGCGGCCUCCGAGGGCCACGCGGCGUGCCUGCGAGAGCUGAUCCAGGCCGGGGCUCCCAAGGACCUGCGGGACCAAGCCGGGGUCACGGCGCUGGAGGUGGCGCUCGCCAGGGGUCAGUCCGCGGCCGUCCACCAGCUCAAGCUGUCCAAGUGGGAAGACCGGGCGCAGCGACUUCACCUGCCGUCGUACCUGGAGUCCGCCGAGCUGUUCGCCCACCAGCACUUCGACUCGCACCUGCGCACCUGGUACAGCGGCAGCCACGCGCAGAGGUACGACGCCGAGCUGGGAGGCCGGGAGGCACGUGGUUGCAGCAGGCCGAAGAGCGUCUUCAGCGGUACCAGGCGCAGUACCUCUCCUCACCACAUGGUGUCGCCACCCACACGUCACACCAGCACUCCACUGCGAGCAGCGGUAACCGGCAACAACAAAGGCCCACAAGCGAGAAAACAAGUCUGGGGAGCGCAUGAGUGAUUAGGACCUGGAGGAGGACAGGAGGCGUCUGUAAACAGUGUGUAGGGACAUUUACCCUGCAGUAAUGUUCUACCCUAGUGCAGCACUCUACCCGACGGCAUUGAGGCUCAGAAUUGCAACCAUGGCAUAUGUGUACUGUAGGUGUUAUUGGAAACUUCUUACAAGUCUUCUUACAGCAUAUUGAGAGGUUUAGCCAACACAGAAAACAGCAUAAUAGUUUUACAAUGAGUUAGUAUCAUGUGCUAUAGGCAAAGAUUCAAAGUUAGGCCCUAAGUUUGCCUGCUGUAUUAUGUCUGUUAGAUGUUUAGGCCUUGUGUCACAUUUAGGCUUGAUUUAUUGUGAUAUGCUGUGUAAUUAAGUCAAUUACAAGUUUUAUGUCUUUGUAAUAAAGGUGUCUUAUUACAGUCAGAAA